Aplosporella prunicola CBS 121167 is the source of this 1115-nucleotide messenger RNA. RefSeq lists its product as uncharacterized. Gene Ontology annotation, cellular component: COPI vesicle coat. Gene Ontology annotation, molecular function: structural molecule activity; protein binding. Bases 69 to 962 code for a protein of 297 amino acids. Gene Ontology annotation, biological process: intra-Golgi vesicle-mediated transport; endoplasmic reticulum to Golgi vesicle-mediated transport; retrograde vesicle-mediated transport, Golgi to endoplasmic reticulum. NCBI's taxonomy places the organism in Eukaryota, Fungi, Ascomycota, Dothideomycetes, Botryosphaeriales, Aplosporellaceae. The transcript has 4 exons. The record is from RefSeq and is a predicted model, not a curated record.
GUUGCACCAAUUGAGCCCUAACGUCCGCCACAACCCUCACCAAUCCUUAAGCACCACCACCUCCGAAGAUGGAUCCCUACUCCGCCGAAGGAGAGCUCGUAAACAUCCACAAUGCCUUCCACCAAGGCCAGUACCAGCAAGUUGUUGACUUCGACACGUCCUCCUUCUCCGCCAGCAACGAGCUCCCCGCGCGCAUCCUUAAGCUGCGCGCCCGCAUCGCGCUGGGCCAAUACGACGAUGUGAUCUCCGAAGCCGAAGCCGAGUCCUUGGUCCCCGACCUCGCGGCCGCCAAGACGCUGGCGCAGUACCUGAAGGAUCCCUGGGACGCCGACGAUGCGAUUGCGGCGGCGCGGAAGCUGGCGAGUGAGCAGGGCGACAGCCUGAGCGUGCAACUGCUGGCCGGUAGCGUGCUGAGCAACGCGGGACUGAACGAAGAGGCCCUGGCGUUGCUGGCGAAGCAUCAGGGGUCGCUGGACGCAGUGGCUAUGAUUAUCCAAAUACAUCUGCAGCAGAACCGCGCGGACCUGGCUGCGAAGGAGGCGCAGCAGGCGCGGAAAUGGGCGCAGGACAGCUUGCUCGUCAACAUUGCGGAGUCGUGGGUCGGACUGCGCGAGGGCGGUGAGAAGUACCAGCAAGCAUUCUACGUUUUCGAGGAGCUGGCGCAGGCUCCCGCUUCGCAAGCUGUGCAGUCGCUCCUUGGCCAAGCCAUCUCUGAGAUGCACUUGGGUCGGCUGCCUGAGGCUGAGGCUGCGCUGCAGCAGGCGAUUGGCUUGGACGCCAAGAACGGCGAUGUCAUUGCGAACACGAUUGUCCUGAACACGAUCCUUGGCAAAGAUACCACGGAGCUGAGAAAGAACCUUGCGGAGGUGCAGCCGAAGCACCCGUUCUUCGUGGACGUGCAAGUCAAGAAGGAGGCCUUUGACGCGGCACAGGCGAAGUACGCUCCUAAGGUCCAGGCUUAAGCUGGAUAUGAGCGGAAAGCGCGGGUUAUAUGAUAAAUUGGUGAUUCUUGUAAAAUAGACCCAAACGAGCUAGCUGAGCAUGGUAGCAUGAGGGCAAGAACAUGCCGCCGGCUGAAGACCAUGGAGUAAUAUGAGAGCAUUUCAAUGGCGUGG